AUGAAUGAAAAUAAUAAAGAAACUUUUAUUACAACAUUACCAAAUGAUAAUCAAGUCAAAUCAUUUAGCUUAAAUGAUGAUGAUGAUAAUAUGAAUAUUGAUGUUAAAUCAUCAAAUGAUUCAGAUGAUGGAUCAAUAACAAAUAAUGAAAUUUCAAAUAAACAAGAACAUCAAAAUGCAUCACUAAUUUCAAUAGCAAAUGUUGAAAGUAUAAAUGAUACUGAACAUAACAUACUCAUUGAUGAACCAUCAUUAUCAAUAAUUGAUGAUCAAACACAAAUAACUAUUCCAAAAGCAGUUUAUGAUUAUGCUGCAGUAGUUCGACAGACAUUGGAAACUCCUCGUCAAACUAAAUUAGCUCAUGAUGUUGCAACUGUACUCGGUUCGAAUGAUCCACCACCAGGCUUUGGUUUUCUACAUCCUCAAUAUUACUAUCUUGAACAAACUCGUCCUACUCCAUUAGAACCUCUUCCAGUUUGGCGAGGUUAUAACGGACACGUUUAUUUUUCACCAAUUCAAGUACGUCAAUUUGAAAAUCAACGACUUAUUUUACCGACAGAUUCACUAAAAUCGACCGAAAUUCUAAGUGUUCCAUCGAUAAGAAAAAUAGAAAUCGAACAACGAAAUACAAUUUUAUCAGACUCUAAGAAUAGAAAAACUAUUACAAACACAAAUCAUCAUAUCAUAGAACGAAAUUAUAACGGACGUUCAUUAACAAAGAAAAACACACAAGUAGGAACAAAUUCAAAUGUCAAAUCAAUAACAAGUAGUAACGAAUUAAGAUAUCCCACAACAGUAACAUUUAUUGAUAAAGAAGAUUAUAAACAAGAAUCAAUCGAAAUGUGGCAAUCAGUUGUUACUUGCGCACAUGUUCAAACAAAACCAAUAUCAAAACGAAGUCGACAUGCUAUGGAAGAUUUACAAGCUUUACAACAAGAACAAUCAUUACAAGAUCCAACAGGUUAUAAUCGACAAGUUUUACCAAAUAUUCGACCUGUAGCAAAAUCAAAAUUUGUCUAUAAAGGUUUAGCAUAUAAAGAAAGUCAAAAAUUACCAGGCAUUGGAAAUGGAAAUGGUAAUGAUAAUGAUGGUAAUGCAUUACAAAAGCCAUUAGUUUCUUAUAAUCUUGCUCAAGCUUAUGCUCGAUAUGAAAUAAAUGCUGCACGUGCAAAACAAGGCAUUCGACAACCACCUCCAACUGCAGCAACUGCUGCUGUUUUAAAAGAUCAACAUUCACCAUUACAAACAUCACUUGAUUUACGUGAAAUGAGAAAACGUAUUGUAAGAGGUACAACUCUUGCCUGUCGACCCCCACCACAAUCAGUUGCAUGGACACCAGGUCGAGCUGAUCAUAGAUCAACAUUAGGUUCUGAGACUGCAUAUCGUCGUCCAUCAACAUCAAAAUCGUCUAUUCCACAAAAACAAACAACGGUUAUUGAAAUGCCAAUUUUAACUAAAAAUAUUAGUCAACCACGAAGUUCUUCACGUUUUACGACUGCAUCAGAAAUGAUUGCUGCUGCAUCAUAA
This is a messenger RNA of Rotaria sordida, 1527 nucleotides long. NCBI's taxonomy places the organism in Eukaryota, Metazoa, Rotifera, Eurotatoria, Philodinida, Philodinidae. The record is from the annotation of a GenBank genome assembly.